UGCAAUUUUGUCACUUCAGCAGCAAAGCCAAGAGAGGCAUGUCAGUGUCAGUGUCAGUGUCAGGGAAGGACCAUGUCCCCUGAUCCCCAGUGACCGGAGUCCCGAGCAUCCCUUCCCGGAGAGCCCCCCCAUCGCGGGGCGGCAGCAGGAAACGCACCAGCCCCCGGCGGCAGGGACACCAUGGGCAGCAAGGAGCGGUUUCACUGGCAGAGCCACAAUGUCAAGCAGAGCGGCGUGGACGACAUGGUCCUUCUCUCCAAAAUCUCCGAGGAUGCGAUCGUGGAAAACCUGAAAAAGCGCUUCAUGGACGAUUACAUUUUCACCUACAUCGGCUCCGUUCUCAUCUCAGUCAACCCCUUCAAGCAGAUGCCUUACUUCACGGACCGGGAGAUCGAGCUGUACCAAGGAGCGGCUCAGUAUGAAAAUCCGCCCCACAUCUAUGCUCUGACCGACAACAUGUACCGGAACAUGAUGAUCGACGGAGAGAACCAGUGCGUCAUUAUCAGAAAAUUGCAAAGAAGCUGCCCGGAUGUUGGGCAAGCCCAGAGACGGCCCUUUUGGGACCAGGCACCACAAGGGAAAUACUUUGAAAUCCAGUUCAGCCGGGGCGGCGAGCCGGACGGGGGGAAGAUCUCCAACUUCCUGCUGGAGAAGUCCCGGGUGGUGAACCAGAAUGAGAGCGAGAGGAAUUUCCACAUCUACUACCAGCUCCUGGAGGGGGCCUCCCAAGAGCAGCAGCAGAACCUGGGGGUCAUGAGCCCCGAUUAUUACUACUACCUGAACCAGUCUGAAACCUACAAGGUGGACGGCACCGACGACCGGAGCGACUUCCACGAGACCAUGAACGCCAUGCACGUGAUUGGCAUCUCCAGAGAGGACCAGCAGCUGGUGUUGCAGAUCGUGGCGGGAAUCCUGCAUCUGGGCAACAUCAGCUUCCGAGAACAGGGCAACUANCUGACUCUCACACCCUUCCCAGUGCUGGCCUUCCCCUCCUACCUGCUGGGGAUUGACCGGGAGCGGCUCAACGACAAGCUGACCAGCCGGAAGAUGGACAGCAAAUGGGGCGGCCGGGCGGGGGCCAUCACCAAUCCUCCUGGGAUCAUGAGUGUCCUGGACGACGUCUGUGCCACCAUGCACGCCAAGGGGGAAGGGGCCGACCAGACCCUCUUGCAGAAGCUGCAGGCCGCCCGAACACGGGGCCCACGUCCACCUGCUGCCUCUUUCCCCCAGAAUCCUCCUGGGAUCAUGAGUGUCCUGGACGACGUCUGUGCCACCAUGCACGCCAAGGGGGAAGGGGCCGACCAGACCCUCUUGCAGAAGCUGCAGGCCGCCGUGGGCACGCACGAGCACUUUAACAGCUGGAACUCGGGCUUUGUAAUACACCACUACGCAGGCAAGGUACACGGCCGGGCCGCACUGCCCAGCAUGGCACCGGGCACGCAGGAGAGCACACGGAAUGGGGAGGAAGGCACGCGGGAGAGCAGGCGGCACGGGGAGGCGGGGUCGCAGGAGAGCAGGCGGCACGGGGAGCAACAGAAACAGGCCAACGACCUGGUGAACACUCUCAUGAAGUGCACGCCGCAGUACAUCCGCUGCAUCAAGCCCAACGAGACCAAGCGCCCCAGGGACUGGGAGGAAAGCAGGGUGAAGCACCAAGUGGAGUACCUGGGGCUGAAGGAGAACAUCCGUGUGCGCCGGGCGGGCUUUGCCUAUCGGCGGCUCUUCCAGAAGUUUCUGCAAAGGUACGCCAUCCUGACCCCGGAGACCUGGCCCUGCUGGCGGGGGGAGGGGCGCCAGGGCGUGCAGCACCUGCUGCACUCGGUGAACAUGGACACCGACCAGUAUCAGAUGGGCCGGAGCAAGGUCUUUGUCAAGAACCCAGAAUCGCUCUUCCUGCUGGAGGAGAUGCGGGAGCGGAAAUUCGAUGGCUUUGCCCGAGUCAUCCAGAAGGCCUGGCGGAAGCACAUCGCCAUCCGGAAGUACGAGCAGAUGCGGGAGGAGGCUUCCCACAUCCUCUACAACUCCAAGGAGAGGAGGAAGAACAGCAUCAACCGGAAUUUCGUGGGCGACUACCUGGGCAUGGAGGACAAGCCGGAGCUGCGCCAGUUCAUGGGGAAGCGGGAGCGGGUCGACUUCGCCGACUCGGUCACCAAGUACGACCGGAGAUUCAAGCCCAUCAAGCGGGACUUCAUCCUGACCCCCAAGUUCUUCUACCUGAUUGGCCGUGAGAAGGUCAAGAAGGGCCCCGAGAAGGGGCAGAUCCGGGAGGUGCUGAAGAAGAAGGUGGAGAUCCAGGCCGUCCACAAAGUCUCGCUCAGCACGAGGCAGGACGACUUCUUCAUCCUCCACGAGGAGGACGCCGACAACUUCCUUGAGUCCAUCUUCAAGACGGAGCUGCUGAGCCUGCUGUGCAAACGCUAUGAGGAGCUGACCCAGCGCAAGCUGCAGCUCAGCUUCGGUGACACACUACAGUUCCGGGUGAAGAAGGAAGGCUGGGGGGGAGGCGGCACCCGCGGCGUCACGUUCCUCAGGGGGCAGGGGGACACGGCUGUCCUCAAGGCAGGAGGCAAGACCCUGAACGUCAGCAUCGGGGAUGGGCCCACAAAGAAAGGGAUCCCGCAGAGCAGAGGCCGCCAGAGGCAACCAGCGCCCUCCAGAAGUGCCCCACAGGCCUCUCGAGGUGAGGCGGACAGAGCCAAAGGGGGCAAACGGGGAGAGCUGGGGAGCACCAGGCCCCCCAGGAGAGGGCCCAGCAGCAGCCGCAGGGCCAAGGCGAGACCCCCCUCGGAGCAGAACUUGGAGUUCCUGAACGUGCCGGACCAGGGCGUGGCAGGCAUGCAGAGGAGGAGAAGCGUGAACCAGCGGCCCCCCCCGGCGGGACGCCCCAAGCCCCAGCCCAAGGCCACGGGCCCGCGCUGCCAGGCCCUGUAUCAGUACAUCGGGCAGGACGUGGACGAGCUCAGCUUCAACGUGGGCGACGUCAUAGACAUCCUGCUGGAAGAUCCCUCGGGGUGGUGGAAAGGUCGGCUUCAUGGCAAAGAAGGGCUCUUCCCUGGGAAUUAUGUGAAGAAGAUCUGAGCGAGCCUCCGUCUGGAGGCUGCUCUGCAAAGCGGGACGGAGAUCGGCAGAAACCUGUCCCCCGCCCAGUGUGCACUGUCCCCCUUGCCGAGUGGGAGGGACAGCUGCGGGCCAGAUGUGAAGCAGAUGGACAGCCCUUCAACAGCCAAGCAUGAUGCAAAACCAAUGGCACUAGCAUUGUUUGGACUCGCAGACACAGGCGUUGUCAGUUACACUUGUAUGUAAAGGGGGGUGGGGGUAGAGUCAAUUCCUAUGGCUGCUGGGCAGCUGUUGUGCUCUUCUGCUGAUGUUGGCGUUUUACCGAGUGCUUCCUUUCCGGGAUGAUUCCCCUUUAGAUUUCCUUUCCCUUGCUGUGUGAUGCUGCCCGGUUUGCUGCUGUGCUGUUGUCCUUGACCUGGGGCAAUGUUGUGUUGUGUUGUCAGCAGAAGUCACCUGCACCGAUUUCUGCCGCACGUUGAGAUUGUAAGCUCUUUGGAGCAGGGUCUGGCUCUUUGUUACACGUUCGUACAGCUCCUAGCGCAGCAGGACAGGAAGAGCAUAAGCAGUAAGAAUAACGUGGCGCCCGUUUCCCGCAGUGGUGACUCGGCACACCGCACGCAGAUGGUGUUGCUAAUCCACAUUGAAUCCUGAACCUGGAGCUGGGGAGAAAGCAGAAAUGGAGGAGCCAGGGGGAUGCCUGGUUUCCUCAGGGCUCCCUUUGGCGAGAGGCCAGCUCUUGCCUGCAAGAUGGUAGUGCCAGCCUUAGUGCACGCCCUGGGCCCGGCCUGAGGAUGCUCUUCUCAGACGGUGCAAUUGCCUCCAAGAAGAGGCUUCCCCACAUUGUGCUGGCGGCUGUGGAGUGCGGAGACCGGCCGCUCUGGAGACAGGGCGCAGGUACAGUCCCCUUUCCGGACGUCUCCGCGGCUCAGUCUUAUGCCGAGCCGCUCGGCCAAACCGUGUGGGCCCCAUGAGGUGGCCGGAUGUGCAUUUGCCAGGGAAUUCUCACACUACCUCCGGCGCCCCACGCGCCGAGGAGAGAGAGGGGCACGGUGGGGCCACAGAACCGGGUCCCGGGUGGCUGUUAACUGGGGACUAAUCCACUGAAGUGUGGCGAGCUAGUUUGCGGAGAGCCAGCUGGGUCUGUUCAGUCUGCAGAAGAGAAGAGGGAGGGGGGAUUUGAGAGCAGCCUGCAACCUCCUGAGGGGGGGUCCAA
Molecule: messenger RNA, 4270 nt
Organism: Pelodiscus sinensis (Chinese soft-shelled turtle)
Lineage: Eukaryota; Metazoa; Chordata; Testudines; Trionychidae
Source: RefSeq, a predicted model, not a curated record